GCGAUUUUUGCCGACUCUGGAUUCGUCCCCGGCGUGCGCAAGAAUGGCGGCGCUUCCCGGAUCCGUGCCGAGGAUGAUGCGGCCGGCGCCCGGGCAGAACUAUCCCCGCACGGGGUUUCCUCUGGAAGUGUCCACCCCACUUGGCCAAGGCCGGGUCAACCAGCUUGGUGGGGUCUUCAUCAACGGGCGACCCCUGCCUAACCACAUCCGCCACAAGAUAGUGGAGAUGGCCCACCACGGCAUCCGGCCCUGUGUCAUCUCCCGCCAGCUGCGUGUCUCCCAUGGUUGUGUCUCCAAGAUUCUCUGCCGCUACCAGGAGACCGGGUCCAUCCGGCCUGGGGCCAUCGGCGGCAGCAAGCCCAGACAGGUGGCGACUCCGGAUGUGGAGAAAAAGAUCGAGGAGUACAAGAGGGAAAACCCAGGCAUGUUCAGCUGGGAGAUCCGAGACCGACUGCUGAAGGAUGGGCACUGUGACCGCAGCACUGUGCCCUCAGUGAGUUCGAUUAGCCGCGUGCUCAGAAUCAAGUUCGGGAAGAAAGAGGAGGAGGAGGAAGUGGACAAGAAGGACGAUGAUGGCGAGAAGAAGGCCAAACACAGCAUCGAUGGUAUCCUGGGCGACAAAGGGAACCGGCUGGAUGAGGGCUCAGAUGUGGAGUCAGAACCCGACCUCCCUCUGAAGCGCAAGCAGCGCCGCAGCCGGACCACGUUUACGGCUGAGCAGCUGGAGGAGCUGGAGAAGGCCUUUGAGAGGACGCACUACCCAGACAUCUACACCCGCGAGGAGCUGGCGCAGAGGACCAAGCUGACUGAGGCGCGCGUCCAGGUCUGGUUCAGUAACCGCCGCGCCCGUUGGCGUAAGCAGGCAGGGGCCAACCAGCUGGCAGCGUUCAACCACCUUCUUCCAGGGGGCUUCCCGCCAGCCGGUAUGCCCACGCUGCCCCCCUACCAGCUGCCGGACUCCACCUACCCCACCACCAGCAUCUCCCAAGAUGGGGGCAGCACCGUGCACCGGCCCCAGCCCCUCCCACCAUCCACCAUGCACCAGGGGGGGCUGGCUGCGGCCGCCGCCGCCGCGGACACCAGCUCGGCCUACGGAGCCCGCCACAGCUUCUCCAGCUACUCAGACAGCUUCAUGAACCCGGGGGCGCCCUCCAACCACAUGAACCCCGUCAGCAACGGCCUGUCUCCUCAGGUGAUGAGCAUCCUGAGCAACCCCAGCGCUGUGCCACCACAGCCGCAGGCCGACUUCUCCAUCUCCCCGCUGCACGGCGGCCUGGACUCGGCCACCUCCAUCUCGGCCAGCUGCAGCCAGCGGGCUGACUCCAUCAAGCCAGGAGACAGCCUGCCCACCUCCCAGUCCUACUGCCCGCCCACCUACAGCACCACCGGCUACAGCGUGGACCCCGUGGCUGGCUACCAGUACAGCCAGUAUGGCCAGACUGCUGUUGACUACCUGGCCAAAAACGUGAGCCUGUCCACACAGCGCCGCAUGAAGCUCGGGGAGCACUCCGCUGUGCUGGGACUCCUGCCUGUGGAAACUGGCCAGGCCUACUAGGGCCUCUGGGGCGCCUGGCCCCAGCCCAAGUCCCAGCCCAACAGCUUUGAUCCCUGAGCCUCCCAGCCUCAGUCCCUUCAUUGCCCUGGGGUCCCAGGAAGCCAGGAAAGGAGCCCAUUCUCUUCUAUAGCCAGCCCUCUGGACAUGUGCAGCCAGUCUACCAUUUGCCCGUGGUCAGGCACCGGGAGGGACCCCUUGGAGUCUGCCCCUCCGCUCUCUCCCAGGAGGGUUUCCGGUCAGCCUGAAGCCUGCCACCCCCCCGCCCACCGCCACCACCCAGUCAAAUCCUGUUGUGGCCUCUGUGCCUUCUCAGGCACGGAGAUCGACGCUCACCCGGAAUAGAGGA
Molecule: messenger RNA, 1901 nt
Organism: Manis javanica (Malayan pangolin)
Lineage: Eukaryota; Metazoa; Chordata; Mammalia; Pholidota; Manidae
Gene: PAX7
Product: paired box 7
Biological process (GO): regulation of transcription by RNA polymerase II; anatomical structure development
Molecular function (GO): RNA polymerase II cis-regulatory region sequence-specific DNA binding; DNA-binding transcription factor activity, RNA polymerase II-specific
Source: RefSeq, a predicted model, not a curated record